UCCCGGAAAUACACACUUAUUCGACACCAGUGAAGAAGAAAAAGUAAAUUGCAACAUGGCGACUCCCAUGCACAGAAUAAUAGCCCGGAGGCAGGCGGAGGCCAACAAGCAAAAUGUGCGCUGCCAGAAGUGUUUGGAGAUGGGACACUGGACGUACGAGUGCACGGGGAAGAGGAAGUAUCUGCACAGGCCUUCAAGAACAGUGGAGAUGAAAAAGAAACUGAAGGAGAACGAGAUGAAACAGAACAGCAUCACCGGGCCAGGAAGAGAAGGCUCCAAUGAGAAGAAAGUAAAGAAGAAGUCUAAAGACUCCAGCGACAGCAGCAGUGAUUCAGACAGCUCGUCCGCUGACUCAUCGUCCGACAGCAGUGACUCCUCCAGCUCCUCGUCAGAUGACAGCGACAGCAGCAGUGACAGUGACGAUGACAGCUCUUCCUCCUCCUCCUCUUCCUCCUCCUCUUCAUCUUCAGACAGCUCAGACUCAGGAAGUAGCAGUGAUUCAGAUCAAGGGCCACCAAAGAAGAAGAAAAAGAAGAAAUGAGCAAGUUGUUGCAAUAAAUGUUUUUUUUUUUUUCUGUUUUAUGCUUUUUUUUUUAUUUGGCCAAGUUCAAUUUUAGAUGUACACUUGGUUAUGAUUUUUUUUUUUUUUUUUUUUUUGAGGUUACUGUACUUAAAUCCAUCACAGUGGGAUGGAUCUGAAUUUCUGAUUUCAGCUUGUGAGUCAUUCAGGUGUUUACUACUCCUACCAAUAGUGGAUUAUGGACUAGAAUUGGUUUUGAGUCAUGCAGAUAUUUUUGCUGUCUUGUUUUGUUAUCAAAGCAUCUUUUUUUUUCCUGUCACUUGUGUUAAUGUGAUAUAUCCUCAACUUCACUGUUCUGUCAAGAUGUCUGUUUUAAAUAGUUCGGAUGGAAUUUCAUGUUGAAUCUUGUGAAUUUGUACUAAAGUAUAUUUUUAGUCAAAGCUUAAAUCUGUACAGCUCACAGUCUUUUAAAUCUUAUCAAAAAAAAAUCCUCAUAAGCCAAUACAAUACCUAGAACUGAAAAGGCAUUAAAGGGAAACCUUUUAAUGGAAACUGAAUAAAAAUCGUCUUCGUGGUCUGUU
Messenger RNA from Myripristis murdjan (pinecone soldierfish), 1101 nucleotides. It is a transcript of the gene zcchc10, whose product is annotated as zinc finger, CCHC domain containing 10. Gene Ontology annotation, molecular function: nucleic acid binding; zinc ion binding. The transcript has 4 exons. The record is from RefSeq and is a predicted model, not a curated record. Lineage: Eukaryota; Metazoa; Chordata; Actinopteri; Holocentriformes; Holocentridae. The coding region runs from base 56 to 541 and encodes 161 amino acids.